GACUCACGUCACACACAAAUCCAGAAUCCUCAACGUCACUUGAUCUGCAGCAGAUAGAGUCGAUUAUCGAAGAAUCCUCAAGAACGGCGAUCCUCAAUCGAGCUGACCACGGAUUUUGCCUUUGGAUGAUCGAUUGAACUCCGACGCUCUCGUCAGCUCAUUCCCAGAGGCACAGCGCAUCCCGUGCGGACUCGCCUUAAUACCAUGGAUUACGUCGAGAACAGAAUGGCACAAGAAGCCGCCAAACCAACGCCCUCCCCAGAAGUCCAAACGAUCGCAACUCCGAUAAACUUCAUCCUCCUCUCACUCUUCCUCCUCGUCCUCUAUUACCAAAUCCGACCCAAACCCAAAGUCGUGCUCCCCGCCGCACCCCCACCAGUAGUCUUCAAGACCUUCACACCCCCCACCCUGCUCCCCUUCAACGGCCAAAACAACAUGCCCGUCUACCUCGCCGUCCGCGGCCGCGUAUUUGACGUCACAUCUGGCCGCAACUUCUACGGUCCUGGUGGGCCUUAUGCGAAUUUUGCGGGAAGGGAUGCGAGCAGGGGAUUGGCAUGUGGCAGUUUUGAUGAGGAGAUGUUGACGGAGGAUUUGCAGGCCCCGCUUGAUAAGUUGGAGGGACUGGGGCCAGAUGAGAUGGAGGCUUUGAAGGGGUGGGAGGAGAGGUUUGAGGAGAAGUAUUUAGUCGUUGGGAAGUUGGUUGCUGUAGGCGAUGAGGGGAAGGAGGAGAUUAAGGCGUAAGCUGGAGCAGAUGGGAUAUGAGUAACGAUACGACUGGAUAGGGAUGGAGUUCGAGAGGCACUUGAUCUGGGAGGAAGCAUCGGAAUGGCCACCGGUACGUCGAAUAAAAGCAUCAAACAAAGUCCUCGGUCAGUGGUGUUCUUGUUUCAAUAUGCCAAUGUCCCUGGUAUAUUGACUUGUCUUGGCCACUCAUUUGAAGUUUCAAAUUUGGAGAUCUCUAAAUGGCAUUUGUUCCAGCACUUGUGAAGCGAUGAGCACUACCCAUCUGAAUGUUCAAUCAACUGAAAGCU
Hyaloscypha bicolor E is the source of this 1031-nucleotide messenger RNA. RefSeq names its product putative damage response protein 1. The record is from RefSeq and is a predicted model, not a curated record. Bases 205 to 741 code for a protein of 178 amino acids. The transcript has 3 exons. Gene Ontology annotation, cellular component: endomembrane system; membrane. NCBI's taxonomy places the organism in Eukaryota, Fungi, Ascomycota, Leotiomycetes, Helotiales, Hyaloscyphaceae.